Messenger RNA from Oryza brachyantha (malo sina), 828 nucleotides. Its product is annotated as 50S ribosomal protein L27, chloroplastic. The transcript has 3 exons. Gene Ontology annotation, biological process: translation. Gene Ontology annotation, cellular component: ribosome. Gene Ontology annotation, molecular function: structural constituent of ribosome. The coding region runs from base 58 to 600 and encodes 180 amino acids. The record is from RefSeq and is a predicted model, not a curated record. Lineage: Eukaryota; Viridiplantae; Streptophyta; Magnoliopsida; Poales; Poaceae.
CUUCUUCUUCCUCCUCGCUACUGCACCCACGCGCACUGAGCUCGAGAGGGAGGAGCAAUGGCGUUCGCGCUGGUGGGGGCGUUCGAGGGGCUGUCCCUCUCCUCCACGCGCCACUCGUCCUUCCUUCGCGUCGGCGGUGUCGGGGUCGGGGUCGGGGUGGCGGUGCCGGCGCGGCGGCUGACCAUCCAGAUGGCGCACAAGAAGGGGGCCGGGAGCACCAAGAACGGGAGGGACUCCAAGGGGCAGCGCCUCGGCGUCAAGAUAUACGGCGACCAGGUCGCCAAGCCCGGCGCCAUCAUCAUCCGCCAGCGCGGCACCAGGGUCUAUCCUGGAAAUAAUGUUGGAAUGGGCAAAGAUCACACCCUCUUUUCUUUGAUCGAUGGCCUCGUCAAGUUUGAGAAAUAUGGACCAGACAAGAAAAAGGUAAGUGUUUACCCAUACGAGAAACAACCUGAGAACCCAAACAGUUACAGAGCAAGGAAGAGAGAGUACUUCCGCAUGCAGCGUGAACGCAGGAAGGCAAGAGCAGAGGGAAAUGUUGAGGUACAAUUGGUGUUGGCAGCUGCAGAUGAAAGUCCUGAGGUUAAUGCAGACUGUUGAUAAGUUCUCUGCCCCGUUUUUCUCCAUUUUCACAAUCCAUGUUUGAUAAUCAUUUGUGGAAUGUAAAUCAUCAACUGUGAGAUGAAUACAAGGCUCAUGUUCAACUCGUUGUUUAUCCAUGUUCGACUUGCUGUAUCUUUUCUGGCAACUAGGCUUUAGGGACUAUGGCGGGUCUAUUCCAACUGAACCAUCAACUGCGAGAUGAAAACAAGGCCCAUGUUCAACUCA